Molecule: messenger RNA, 1383 nt
Organism: Aspergillus viridinutans
Lineage: Eukaryota; Fungi; Ascomycota; Eurotiomycetes; Eurotiales; Aspergillaceae
Product: glycoside hydrolase family 76 protein
Exons: 4
Coding region: 1-1383 (460 amino acids)
Biological process (GO): carbohydrate catabolic process; fungal-type cell wall biogenesis
Molecular function (GO): mannan endo-1,6-alpha-mannosidase activity
Source: RefSeq, a predicted model, not a curated record
AUGCGCUUACAAUCAUUACCACGAUUGGGGUGGAAUGCCCUUUGGACAACAGUGUUCUUUACAACGUUGGCACAGGCGAUCGAUGUCAGUAUCAACGAUGACCAAUCCAUCAAAAAUGCCGCCAGCACUGCUGCUUACGGUGCGAUGAGCUACUACCAUGGCAACGAGUCCGGACAGAUUCCUGGUGCGUUUCCGACCAAAUGGUGGGAGGGUAGUGCCUUAUUCAUGGCGAUGCUGCAAUACCAGUACUUUACUGGUGACCAAACCUACAACAGCGAAGUGAGCUUGGGUUUGCAAUGGCAAGCCGGAGAGGGCGACUACAUGCCUUCCAACUACAGUAGCUACUUGGGAAACGACGACCAAAUGUUCUGGGGUCUAGCCGCCAUGCUCGCCGUUGAGCUACAAUUUCCCGAUCGCUCGGAAGGUUACUCCUGGCUUUCCCUCGCACAAGGUGUUUACAACACGCAGGUCGAUCGGUGGGAUACGUCAACAUGCGGAGGAGGCUUGCGCUGGCAGAUAUAUACGUACCAAGCGGGGUAUACGAUGAAGAACGCCAUCUCCAACGGGGGCUUGUUCCAGCUAGCUGCCCGUCUUGCGCGGUACACCAACAACCACACAUAUUACGAAUGGGCCGAGAAAGUAUGGGACUGGAGCUGUUCGUCGCCUCUGCUCAACAACAAGACGUGGACCGUCGCCGAUUCGACCAACAUCGAGGACGGUUGUAAGAGUCAGGGCAAUAACCAAUGGUCCUACAACUACGGGACCUACCUCAUGGGCGCGGCAUACAUGUGGAAUUACACCAACGGAACCAACACGAAGUGGGCAACUGCCGUCGACGGCCUGCUCAACAACACCCUGGACCUAUUCUUCCCCACCAGUUACGGCGGCAACAUCAUGUCCGAGGUCCUCUGCGAGCCGAACGAAGUCUGCAACGACAACGAGAUCCUCUUCAAGGGCCUUGUCACCUCCUGGCUGGCGUUUACCGCUCUUCUGGUUCCCUCCACUUACGACAGAAUUCUCCCCAAGCUUCAGGGUUCAGCCGUGGCGGCCGCCGCAACCUGCACGGGCAACGGCAACAGUUCCUGCGGAGUGCGAUGGUAUACUUCCAAGUGGGAUGGAUGGACGGGCAUGGAGGAGCAAAUCAGCGUCACAGACGUCUUGUCAGUCAACCUCAUCACCACGAAACACACAGGACCAGUGACCUCGACCACAGGUGGGAACAGCGCCAGCGACCCGACUGCAGGAUCGGGAGAUAAAUCGGCACAAACCACCACUACCAGCAAGAUCACCACGGGUGAUAAGGCGGGUGCUAGCAUCUUGACUAUUGGCUUCGCGGUGGGAUGGGUCGGCCUGAUAGCUUUUAUGGUCAUUGGGGGGUCAUGA